Plasmodium vinckei vinckei is the source of this 4041-nucleotide messenger RNA. RefSeq names its product lipid/sterol:H+ symporter, putative. The record is from RefSeq and is a predicted model, not a curated record. The transcript has 4 exons. Gene Ontology annotation, cellular component: membrane. Lineage: Eukaryota; Apicomplexa; Aconoidasida; Haemosporida; Plasmodiidae. The coding region runs from base 1 to 4041 and encodes 1346 amino acids.
AUGUUUUUUGGAAGGAUAGCAAAGUUUAUUAGCAAAUUAAAACACAGCUCAUUAGAUAAAUUUUCCAAUUAUUUAUAUAAAUAUGCGGGGUUUGUAUAUGAUAGACCAUAUACAGUAAUCUUUUUAAGUUUACUAGGAUGUGGAUUACUGUCAACAGGAUUUUAUUAUAAAGAAAAUGAAAAGGAUGUAUUUAAAUUAUACUCUAUAGCAAGUGAAUAUGCCUAUGAUGAUAGUAAAAUGAUAAAUGACUUUUUUCUAAGAAAUAGAAAUGCAAUAAUAUUAAUAGAAUCGAAUUUUAAUUUAUUACAAGAACACAUUUUAACUGAAUUAAAAACGUUUGAGGAUAAAAUCUAUGAUUUAAAAGUUGAUUGUUCUGAAGUUAUAGAAUGUAAACCAGAUGAUUAUACAGAUAUUGAUCAAACAGAAGUAGCAAGAAAAGUAUUUCAAAGAUUACAUGAUAAUAUAGAUCCCGAUGCUAAUUAUGAUUGGAAACCAAGUUUAUCUUCCCUUGGACUUAAAUUUUCUAUAAGUAAUUGGUUUCGUUCGAAAAAAAAAAAAAUAGCAAAACCAGAAAAUACUGAGGAUGAUGAUGAAAAGGAGGAUGAAGAAGAAAAUGUCAAUGACAAUGAAGACGACGACGAUGAAGAUGAAGAAGAAGAUCCUAAUAGAAGCAUCAAUCAUAAUGAUAUAAAAAAGAAAUUUAUGGAUGCUUUAGAUUUUGUUCAGGAAAGAAUAGAAAUAUUAAAAAAUUUAUUUAUUUCAUUACAAGGUAAAAAAAAAAGAGUAAUGCCUUCAGAAGAAAAGAUUGCACCAACUUACGAAGAAUUUGAAAAUGAUGAAUUUUAUCCCCCAUAUUAUAUACCUCCAUUAUUAGUGAAAGAAGAUCGAUGUAUAUUUAACAAUGUAUUUAAACAUAGAGACGAAGAUUUAAAUUUAAGAACCGCAAGUUAUUUGGAAAAAAAACAAGUAACAUUUGGUAUAGAAGAUUUAUGUCCAAAAAGAUAUGAUGAAUGUGAAAAAAGUUCACUAUUUUUAUAUUAUGAAAAAGGAAAUGCAAAACUUCGUGAUCCAAUUACAGUAGAUAAUUUAAAUUUUUAUGUAAAUAGAAAAACAUAUAAAGGUAUGAUACUUAAAUCAAUAUUUGGAAAUCCUGAAUAUACAGAGAAUGGAUCAACUUAUACUUAUAAAUAUACAAAUUCAUUAGUCACAGUAUUUCAGUUACAUAAUUCACAUACCUAUGAGCCAUAUGCUCUAGCUUUUGAAACAAAAUUAAUUGAUUAUGUUAGAAAUUAUAAUAUUGAUCAUGUAAUAGAUCCAAAUGAAGAAACAAAUGAUAAUAAUCCACCAUAUGUUCGUUUUCAUGUUUUUGCUGAAAGAAGUUUUGAAGAUGAAGUUGACAGAAUAUCAAAAUUAGAUAAAUUAACAUUGAUGUUAUUUUUAAUUGGAAUACUUUUAAUCUUUAUGUAUGUCUUAUUUAAUAAUGUUACUUCCGUUUUGUAUAGAAGUAAACCUCUUUGUGCAGUUGUUGGUAUAUUAUGUGGAUUUUUAGGAUAUCUAGCAGGGUCAGGAUUUUUAUUUUUUAUAGGAAUUAAAGCUGUACCUCCUGCAGAAACAGUUCCCUUUUUAGUUAUAGGGGUUUGUGUUGAUGAUGUGUUUGUUAUAAUUAAUUCAUAUUCUUUAUUAUUUAUGAUUAAAGAUGACAGAAAGAGAAUUCAAAUGUGUUUAAGAGAUAGUGCCGUAGCAAUUACAGUAACAACUUUAACUAACGUUAUCGCAUUUUUAAUUAGUGCAAUAUCACCAUUUUAUGCUAUUUACAGUUUUUCUUUAUUUACUACAAGUGCAUUAUUUUUCAGUUACCUAAUGGUUGUCACAAUUUUGGUUAGUAUAUUAUGUAUAGAAGCCCGUUUAGAGAAAGAAAAAAAAAAUAUUUUUUCGCCUAUCAUAAGUUUAGUAUCUUCAUGUUUUUGUAAAGAUUCAAGAAGUAAAAAAAAUAAUGCAGGCGCUAAUAAUGAGUUAUCAUUGGAUAUAUUGACUGAAGAAGAACAAGAAAGAGCUUGUGCUGAAUAUGAAAGUCUUUCUAUUUAUCAAUGGAUUCACAAUUUAUAUCUAUUUGAGGAAUCUAUUAAUAAGAAGAAAGAUAAACCUUCUUCUAAAUCAAAAAAGAAAGGAGAUGAUCAAUGCACCAUUGUGGAUGUCGCUCCAGGAGGUCGAGAUUCUAAAGGAUGCAAACAAACCUCAAAACAUCGAUCAAAUUAUAAAGAUAAUUCGAAGAAAAAUACUCAAGGUUCUACAUCUAAAGUAUAUCCUUCAAAUACUAACCAAAAAGAUGAAAAUGAUAAUUCAAGCAAUUAUACACAUUAUAAUAUAAAUGGUGAUACAAAUAAAAAUAAUGGUGCUAGUGCAUCUAUUGGAAAUGGAGAACCCAUUGGAAGAACAGCAGAAAGUGAUAAUAUAAAUAACAAUUAUGAAUCCCAAACAGAUUUAAGAAGUAUUGAAGUAAAUUCAAGUAGCUCUAUAUUACAUACAUCAAAUGAAAUAUCAUCAUGCUUGAAUGAUAGUAAUGCAACUCAAAAUUAUAAAGAAAAUGAUAAGGAUGCUUCGAAGAAAGGACAUGACAAAGAUGGACAUAACAAUGAUGAAGAAGGAAAUCGAAACAAAACAAAAGAUCGUGAAAUUAGUACUUAUACAAAGGGUGAAAAUCAAAAAAUAUAUAUGUUAAAUGCUCAUGAUAAUAUAUUAUUUUAUAAAUAUAUAUAUAAAGAACCAAAAGGAAAUAUAGGAAAAUGUUUCCGUAAACUUAUAAAAAAUUAUUAUAUACCAUUUUUAUCAUCAAGAAUAGGAAAAGUAUUUGUAUAUAUAUUAUUUACAUUUAUUAUUAUUUUAUCAUUAUAUGGUUGUACAUUUAUAAAAAAAGGAAUAAGAUAUGUUAAAGCAUUUCCAACAGAUUCAUAUAUACGAAUGUUUAUUGAACAAAGAGCAAUACAUUUUCCAAAUCUCGGAGAUAUAAUUGAAGUUUAUUAUGUUGAUAAAAACUUUGCAAAUAAGUAUCGAAAAUUACGUAAUGAAUAUUUUGAUGAUGAUAUUUCAAAUUCAUAUUUAGCAUUUUCAUUUUUAAAGGAUCUAGAAGAAAAUGAAGUACUUCCAGAUAUUGAGCCAGCCAAUACAGGUAUACAAUGGGAGAAAACGUCAAUCCAUGAAAAACUAAAACAAGUUCAUCAAACUCUUGAGAAACAAGAUUUUAUAUCUGGUAUAUCGAAUGGUUUUGAUUUUUUUAUAAACGCUAAUAGUAGUAAAUUGGAAAGUGAAGACCCUGAUGUUUUUUAUAAUACAUUUAUGGAUUGGGUAAAAAAUGAUUAUACAGGAAAUAUGUUUAAAGAUGAUUUUAUAUUUUUAAAUAAACGGCUAGUAGCAUGGAAAUUUAAAUAUGUACAAAUAACCACUGAUGAUUCAGAAUAUUCCUCUAAAUGGUUAAAACAAUGUAAUGAAAUUGCAAAAAUCGAAGAUGAAAAUAUUCAAUUACUUUGUUAUCAUAUAAGUUAUAUCUUUUAUGAAACGGAUGAAAUUAUUAUGGAAAUAACUCUUAAAACUAUGGGAAUAACUAUUGUUACUAUAUUAUUUGUAACCGCUUAUAUAGUUCAAGGAUUUAGUUCAUGUUUUAUUAUAGCAAUGAUUAUAUUACUUAUCGAUUUAUCCAUUUUUGGAUUUAUGUGUUUGUGCGGAAUAACUGUUAAUAUUAUUUCUAUGGUUAUCUUAGUUCUUUCAAUUGGUUUCUCUAUCGAUCACACGUCGCACAUUGUACAGUCAUUCACACAUAGUAUUGGAAGAACUCGGAAUGAAAAGAUGAAAGAAAGUUUGUAUUUAAUGAUGGGCCCUGUUUUACACAGUGGUUUAUCAACAUGGUGUAUUAUAAGUACCUUAUUUUUUUCGAACAAAGAUUUUACUGUCAUAUUCUUUCAAACACUAUCUUUGGUUUUAUUUUUUUCAGUGAUAUAUUCUUCCAUGUUUUUACCAGUUCUUCUUUCAAGUAUUGGCCCAUUAUAG